This is a messenger RNA of Symbiodinium natans, 495 nucleotides long. The record is from the annotation of a GenBank genome assembly. NCBI's taxonomy places the organism in Eukaryota, Dinophyceae, Suessiales, Symbiodiniaceae.
AUGGAGGUGGACGGUGAUGCCACGCCUUGCAGCAAUGCUUCGCAGUGCAGCCAUGAGAUGCUCAGCAUGCAACCUGGUUGCAUGCAUCUCUGGUGCCCGGUAUCGGACACGGCCACAGUCGGCGGAGGAUUUGGAAGAAGCCUUAAGAAGAUUUUCGCAUUAGCCGAGACCUUGCCCGAUGCCACCUUGGUCGGCCAAGCUGUCAAUCAGUUCAUCUUCCGAUCGUCAGAGUUCCUCUCAGAUGGCGCAGCGACGGAUGCGACAGGGUCGCGUCGGCUGAGUGGCCCGAGCGACGCUGACGCUGCAGAGAUGCAAUCGCCGCGUUCCGAGAUGACGACUCCUGGAUUGAUGAGCUUGCCAAAGAAGACCUUUGCGAAAGACAUGGAGCUUGAAGAGAUCCAGCACAGGUCGAUGGCCGAGGAGAGCUGGCGAAGAGCCAAGAGAUGGAUGACUGCAGCACUGCGAUGGCCGAAGCUGGAAAUGGCGCCCUCUUGA